Messenger RNA from Ostrinia furnacalis (Asian corn borer), 1744 nucleotides. Its product is annotated as GDP-fucose protein O-fucosyltransferase 2-like. Lineage: Eukaryota; Metazoa; Arthropoda; Insecta; Lepidoptera; Crambidae. Bases 135 to 1331 code for a protein of 398 amino acids. The record is from RefSeq and is a predicted model, not a curated record. The transcript has a single exon. Gene Ontology annotation, molecular function: peptide-O-fucosyltransferase activity. Gene Ontology annotation, biological process: protein O-linked glycosylation via fucose.
CAAGGCAAACUUGCGUUAUUUCGUGCCGUGAUCUUGAAUUUAAAAAAUAUUUAUGUCAAAGUUUUUGAAAUCGAUCAAUACUUGUUGAAUUUGUUUUUCUUUUGUAAUUUUCUCAAUAAAGUGGGACUUUUACGAUGAUUUUCCUAAAUCUACUUCUCAUACACAUGCUAAACGCGGCCGCUGAGAAGACUGCGCUCGAUGGGUACUGCGAUGCAGCUUCAGAGACCUGUAACAACGAAAUAACACCAAACGAAGAUCACAAGUUGAUUUUCUAUGAUGUAAACCCUCCUGAGGGUUUCAAUUUGCGACGGGAUGUGUACAUGAGGUUUGCUAUAAUGCUGGCUGAAGCCCAAAAGCGCGGGAAAACGGAUUGGCGCUUAGUUCUGACGCCGUGGAAUAAAUUGUACCAUUGGAAAAACAAUGACAAACCAGUGCCUUGGCGCUCCUUUUUUGAUGUAGAAUCUCUAAAAUCCUACGCCCCAGUGCUUGAACUGAGCGAGGUAGUCGACGAAUCUGCGAAACCGAUAGAUAUCGACACACUGUACGUUUUACAAAACUUUGAUAACCCGUUUGAAAAUGGAGUUUUUGAAGAGAAAUGGCAGCUUGUACCUAAAGAGGAAUGCGAUAAAAACUAUGAUAAUAUCUCAGCGAAGGAAGUCAUAUGUGUACGGUUCCAAGGAAAGAUAUCGAAGUUGUGGGAACUCAUAAAUUUACAUCCGAACGAUAAAAAAGUCAUGUUCAUGCACGGAGAAAUACCUUUACAUGACAAUUAUGGGACGAAAGCGUACUGGGACUGCCGUAAAAGCAUGAAGUUCAACAAAACACUGGUAAAGAAAGCAAAGAAAUUUAUUAAGGAGAAGCUGGGUUGUGACGAAGAAAAGUGUAACAACUACAUAGCAAUCCACUGGAGACGUUUGGACUUUGCCACAAGCAGACCUAAUGACGUCCCUUCGAUUGAUGGCACUGUAAAACAAAUAAAGGAUGCAUUUGAAAAAAUGCCUGGAAUCAAGAAAAUUUUCAUCUCAACUGACGCUUCAGCUUCUGAAGUGAAAAUAUUGAAAAGCAAACUCAAAGAAGCUGGUUUUAAAGUCUAUGUUUAUGAUCCAUCUGCGUCAGACUUGGAGAAGUACAAUGACGGUGGCAUAGCUAUAAUCGAUCAGAUAAUUUGUUCGCACGCUGCACAUUUCAUUGGGACCCACGAAAGCACGUUUACAUUCCGUAUUCAAGAGGAGAGAGAGAUAUUAGGCUUCGACAGUUCUACGACUUUUAACAGACUCUGCCCGGAUGUUGGGGCUUGUGAUCCGCCUAGUAUAUGGAAAAUAAUUAAUUGAAAAGACCACUCGUAACUUGAUGACUCCAUUUGAACGUUUUAAAACAUCUUGUUGUGUAACUUGACCAAUUUGCGAAGAAUUUAACUUUGAUUUAGCAGUAAUCACGUUUGUAGAUCUACUUUCUGCUCAUUUACGACUAAAAUAAUUCUACUUAUUCAAACACUGUUUUGUCUCUUUCCAUCACAGAGAAAUGAACAUUGAUGGAAAAUGAUAGAGCAUGAAUUAGCUGAAAUAGUGUAUAGUUUUAAAAAUAAUUAUCUAUGAUAAUAUUAUGUAUUAGACAAUAUUUAAUUUAAGUACCUAUUAAAACUUGCAUUUACUCACUCUAAGAUUUAAUUUGUAGGCAUUUAAAAUGUAUUUGUAAAGGUAGUAAGUAGUUAAGUGUAUUAAAAUGUUAUAUUGUUACUUAAAUG